AUGAAUGUCUCUACCGAAUCUCAAUUCCCUAUGAAACUGCCACGAAAAAUUGAAUACCAAGUGAACAAGCCAGCUCCUACAAUCGCCAAAACAGUUGAGAAACAGUAUCCUGAAUUAUCUUUUUUAAGCGACAGUGAAGAAAUUCAUGAAUUUUAUCAAGUAGCCAGCGGGAAUCUUUGUCUUGUAUGGG
Funneliformis geosporum is the source of this 190-nucleotide messenger RNA. Lineage: Eukaryota; Fungi; Glomeromycota; Glomeromycetes; Glomerales; Glomeraceae. The record is from the annotation of a GenBank genome assembly.